This is a messenger RNA of Scomber japonicus (chub mackerel), 1452 nucleotides long. RefSeq names its product tripartite motif-containing protein 6-like. Gene Ontology annotation, molecular function: protein binding. Lineage: Eukaryota; Metazoa; Chordata; Actinopteri; Scombriformes; Scombridae. The record is from RefSeq and is a predicted model, not a curated record. Bases 26 to 1243 code for a protein of 405 amino acids. The transcript has 7 exons.
CUCUCCCAGCAGCUGUUUCUCUGCUAUGGAUCAGUGUGAGGACAGAGAGGAGGGAGUCCCUCCCUCUAAAAGCUCUCUGUGUGGGGAACAUGACAGCCAGACCAAAGCUCAGAGGAUGCAGCAGCAGAGAGCAGACUCUCCUGAACCCAGCUGUGUGUCCAUGAAGAGUGACGGGUCUAUGGAUCGUCCUAUUAAGUUUAAAGAUGGACAACCUGCUGAUGGAAGGAUGCAGCAGCAGAGAGCAGACUCUCCUGAACCCAGCUGUGUGUCCAUGAAGAGUGACCGGUCUCAGGGUGGUGUUGACUGUAACCUCUCAGAGAGAAGCUGUGCAGCUCUCUCCUCAGUUCUCAGCUCCCAGUCCUCUAGUCUGAGAGAUCUGGACCUGAGUAACAACAACCUGCAGGAUUCAGGAGUGAAGCAGCUUUCUGCUGGACUGGAGAGUCCACACUGUGGACUGGAAACUCUCAGUCUGUCAGGUUGUCUGAUCACAGAGGAAGGCUGUGCUUCUCUGGCCUCAGCUCUGAGUGCCAACCCCUCCCAUCUGAGAGAGCUGAACCUGAGCUACAAUCAUCCAGGAGACUCAGGAGAGAAGAUCCUGUCUGCUGGACUGGAGGAUCCACACUGGAGACUGGACACUCUCAGGAUGGACCAUGGUGGACCGCAGAGACUGAAACCUGGUCUGAGGAAGUAUGCCUGUGAACUGGAACUGGAUCCAAACUCAAUGUACAGAGAUCUCAAACUGUCUGAUAACAACAGGAAGGUGACAUGUGUGAAGGAGGUUCAGUCAUAUCCUGAUCAUCCAGACAGAUUUGACUCCUUGUCUCAGCUGCUGUGUAGAAAUGUUCUGACUGGUCGCUGUUACUGGGAGGUCGAGUGGAGAGGAAGAGUUCAUAUAUCAGUGAGUUACAGAAGAAUCAGCAGGAAAGGAGACAGUGCUGACUGUAGGUUUGGAAGGAAUGAUCAGUCCUGGAGUCUGAUCUGCUCUGAUAAUGAUGGUUACUCUGUCCGUCACAAUAACAGACAAACAUCCAUCUCCUCCUCCUCCUUCUUCUCCUUCUUCUCCUCCUCUGUCUCUAACAGAGUAGCAGUGUAUGUGGACUGUCCUGCUGGCACUCUGUCCUUCUACAGAGUCUCCUCUGACACACUGAUCCACCUCCACACCUUCAACACCACAUUCACUGAACCUCUGUAUGCUGGGUUUGCAUUCUACUGGCCUGGUUCAGUCUCUCUGGUUCCUCUGUAGGAGGGAGAGUCUCUCUGUGUCCUCUGUAGGAGGGAGAGUCUCUGGUUCCUCUGUAGGAGGGAGAGUCUCUCUGGUUCCUCUGUAGGAGGGAGAGUCUCUCUGGUUCCUCUGUAGGAGGGAGAGUCUCUCCUGUGGACAGAAACUCUGCUGACUGAAGAUCAGCUGCUGAAAUCAAACAUCACACACACUCUGCACUGUGAAGCAGAUCU